This is a messenger RNA of Penicillium vulpinum, 1122 nucleotides long. RefSeq names its product FAD-dependent oxidoreductase. Lineage: Eukaryota; Fungi; Ascomycota; Eurotiomycetes; Eurotiales; Aspergillaceae. The record is from RefSeq and is a predicted model, not a curated record. The transcript is spliced from 3 exons. The coding region runs from base 1 to 1122 and encodes 373 amino acids. Gene Ontology annotation, cellular component: mitochondrion. Gene Ontology annotation, molecular function: oxidoreductase activity.
AUGAAGUCGUUCCAAUCCUUGUGUCCGCUUGCUCUUCGCUCAACCAUUCCACCCCGCAUCAUCCGCCCUAGUCAACUUGGAUUCCACUCCAUUUCAAGAACCACAGGCCAAAUGAGUUCCCAAAGAGAAGACUCAAUUCCUCACGAGCUGCGCACAGCUGCAGAGCCCCGGCAAAAUAGACUAUACCCAGUGCGGCUAUCGCACAUCGAGCAUGUCAACCCCUCUGUUCGACUAUUACAGUUCACUCUACCUUCCCAGGAGAAUAAUGAUAACGAUCAACAGCCAUUCAGCUUCCUCCCGGGCCAAUGGCUUGAUGUUAAUAUUCCCUCUAUCGCCCACGCGGGGGGAUUCACCAUCACCUCCACCCCGGCAGAUGCGCAGGUGCUGCCGUCGCCAGAGGCUUCUCUAGACCCAUUGGCUGGUGAGGCGCUGGAACCAUCUUCAGAAUCCCAAGGACGACCACCAUAUGUGGAACUGGCCGUACAAGACUCUCCAGGUAACCCAUCCGCCGCAUGGCUAUGGAGACCAAAAGAAGAGAUCCUUGGCAAGGAGCUGAAUAUCCGAGUUGGCGGAAGUUUUAUCUGGCCUCCAACUGGAGUCAGUAUUAAUGAUGUUAAGAAUGUGGUCUUCGUUGCGGGUGGUGUUGGUAUCAACCCUUUGAUAUCCAUGCUUUCCCACCUAAACAACAACGAACCCCACACCCCCAACCCAACAACCAUCCACAUUUUAUACUCCAGCCGCCUACCGCGAGACAAGGAAGCAGCAUCAGCAGAUGCAGUACUAGACCAAAUCUUGUUUCUCCCGCGUCUGCGCCAGAUAAUCCGAUCUCAAGAGAGUUCGCAUCGGCUCCAGAUCUCGCUAGACCUGUUCCUUACGGAUUUGGCUUCAUCACCUGACCUUUUCUCGUCUGGGUCCCCUUCUGAUCUCAAGAUUCACCCAGCGAGGAUAACUGAUCGGGAUCUGCGCUCUGUAGCUGUGGGUAAAACUGGCGAAUUGGAUUCUCGGGGCACAGUAUGUUAUGUCUGUGGGCCGCCUGCUAUGACUGAUUUUAUUGUGGAGAAGUUGGUUGGAAUGCUAGGGGAUGGCGGGGAGCAGCGAGUUUUAUUCGAGAAAUGGUGGUGA